AUGCUGCGAUUAUCACACCUCUUCGAAGCUAGCAACCGGCGCGAAGGUGAAGCAGACGCCGCGUCUCCAUCCUCCCACCCAUCCUAUCUCACACGACCGCCGCCAGAGUCUCCAGAAUCCAUGAGCUCCUCGAAUCCGGGGUCUCCCGUUACCUCGCUCUUCUCGACCAGGACGCAUACUCGGUUCCCCAGCUCCGUCUCGUCGCUGGCGUCGUCGCCUGUCACCAGCUCGCCCGACGGCUUUGGCGGCACCAAGACGCAGUUGACAGAAGUAAAGGAAGAGCCAGGCGAACGAGAGAUCAACUACGUCGAAGGAGAUGGUUACUUUCCUCACUUUAAUGAUUUCCAUGCCGCCGCUGCCGCUGCUGCAUAUGACGACAGUCACCUCUCACUGGACUCACACGAUUUCGACCAGAUUGAUACCCUCGAGGCUGUGGACUCGUUCAAGAAGAGGAGGUCGGACAGCAAGUCCCUCCGCCAGAUAUCCCGGAUCAGCACUCGUUUCUCCUCAUUCUCAUCGAAAUGGAAGCAGGCGAAGCCGUCGUCGAUUGCAGAUACAGUUGCUACACGCGAUCGAUACGAAGACUCACUCAGAUCUCGCGCUAAUUCCGCCACUUCGGCCCUCGCUAGCCCUGCUGCAAGCUUGAUAUCGGCACGCCAGAGCCUCUAUGCCCCCUCUCCAGCCCGGACAACGUUUGAGGAACGCCUGAACGAGGCUGGCGUUGCCGGUAUCGACAUCGAAAAGGCUAACCAACAGUUUGACGGCGAGCCAGAGAGACAUGCCAGGACACCGCUUCUUCCACCGGUGAUGAUGGAUCUGCCACAUAUCGACAAGGAACAGCAUAUAGAUUCCCCGCUGGAGUCACCUUCCAUCGCUCCCGUGGCAGGCCCCCGGGACACCGACAGUCCGCCUAUCACCUCCAUAUACGACUCUAUGCCUGCCACAUCACCUAUUACCUCUACUCAUCCAUCCAUGUCGUCCAUCAGCCGUCAGCUUGCUAUGACUCGCCUCUACUCAACUCGCAUGGCCAUGUCUGACUCCGUCGAUGAAUGGUCCUGCAAGCUAGGACACGCAAACUUCACCAUCUAUCCCGAGCCAUACAUUCCCGAGAUCUGUGACAGGGAGGCUUUGAACAACUUCCGUACCAACUGGGAGCUCGCUCGCUGCAACUACGCCAAGCACCUUGCCCGUACUGAUGAACACUACGGUUCCACGUCGCACAUAUACCAACUCACUGAAGAGAAGUGGAUAUCCGUCAACAACGAGUGGAAGAAUGGCUACAACCAUGUCAUCGCCAACCUUGAAGAUGGCAAUGGUAACCGUCUCUCACUCAGCCCGUCAGAAGUGCUCCACUGCUCCCAGGAUGCCGUCAAGAUACCCGGACUUCAUGACAAGAAUAAGUUCCCCGAGCUUGGAGACGAAGACAUCGUCGGACCCAUGUCAGUUGGGCCUGGCCUACAGCAUUGUCGGUCCGGUGAUGAUAGAAUCCUAUCUAAAAAAUCCAUCCUCAAGUUCUUGAACGGUCUCUUCAGCCUUCGCAAGAGCUCGUAG
Messenger RNA from Nannizzia gypsea CBS 118893, 1551 nucleotides. RefSeq lists its product as hypothetical. The record is from RefSeq and is a predicted model, not a curated record. Bases 1 to 1551 code for a protein of 516 amino acids. The transcript has 2 exons. NCBI's taxonomy places the organism in Eukaryota, Fungi, Ascomycota, Eurotiomycetes, Onygenales, Arthrodermataceae.